Haplochromis burtoni (Burton's mouthbrooder) is the source of this 2798-nucleotide messenger RNA. RefSeq names its product gastrula zinc finger protein XlCGF57.1-like. The record is from RefSeq and is a predicted model, not a curated record. Gene Ontology annotation, biological process: regulation of immune system process; regulation of cytokine production; negative regulation of transcription by RNA polymerase II. The transcript has 2 exons. Lineage: Eukaryota; Metazoa; Chordata; Actinopteri; Cichliformes; Cichlidae. The coding region runs from base 97 to 1968 and encodes 623 amino acids.
UCAUGCAGGAAAUGAGCGUCCGCCUCCAGUGACGCUUGCCCGGCGAUCCCGGAAGUGUCUCGUCCUGUUUACAUUCUGCUCUUUGUUCGCUGCAAAAUGUCGAAAAAGCGGUCCGAGAGCCGCAGGCUGAAGGCCACCAUCGAGCAGCGGAUGGCGGCGGCCGCUCAGGAGAUCUUCCGGCUGCUGCAUGAACGCAGCCGAGCCGAGCUGCCGGAGCUACGGGAGCUGCUGGUGGAGCGGCUGUCGGCGGCCAUCGAGCUCAUCCUCAACGCGUUCGAAGCGAGCAGAGCGGCCGAGAGAGGCGCGGAAGAUCCCGGUGGGGAGCGCAAAGAGUUGUGUUUGUCAGUUGGCGUCACGAGUCUCUCUGACAAGAAACGUCUGAAGCCAAGCAACUCGAUAGACAACCAACUGAAGGAGACUCUGCCUGGCACAUCCUCCAGACCACAGACCAUCUCUGAACUGGAUCGCCAGCUGGCCUCUCCAGAUGAUCCAACAGGAGACGAAGAACAAUGUGAGAACGACAAGCAGUUGGUGUCUCACCUUUGCAGAGUGUGUGGGAAGUCCUUUGACAGGAAAGGCUUUCUGAUGAAGCACGUGGAGAAGCACUUGAAAGAGGCCGACUGUCUGUGUGGUCUGUGUGGUGAGCGUUUUGAGUCCAGUGAUGGCCUAAUGCUGCAUCUCCAGAUGCACCGUGACAGCACCAAGACAUGCGAUGUCUGCGGCAAGAAGUUUCCCUCAAUCCGAGCUCAGGAGAUGCACAUGAGGAUGCACACUGGAGAGAAACCUUUUAGCUGCGUUGUCUGCGGGAAAGGCUUCAAUCAGAAGGGCAACAUGGUAACCCACAUGAGAAUCCACACGGCAGAGAAGCCAUUCACCUGCAACAUCUGCCACAAAGAGUUCAGUCAAGGCAGCUCGCUUGAACGACACAUGAAAGCUCACGACGGACAGACACCACUCAGCUGCAGCUUUUGCGGAAAAGAAUUUGCAAAGAGUGCUGAGCUGAGGCGACAUAUCCGGUGCCAUGGAUCAGAUGAGCAAACGACCAUCAGUAGCCGGCACAGAAAACCCAGCCUGACCCCUUCUCACUGCUGCAAGGUCUGCAGCAAUGAGUUUCACAACAAAGGAAACUUUGUGAGGCAUGCAGAGACACAUCUAAACCACCCUGAUUGUCUCUGUGGCAUCUGUGGAGAGCGUGCAGAGUCCUCUGAGAGUUUGCAGCUGCACAUCCAGAGUCACAGAGAAACAAGCCGGAUCUGCGACAUUUGUGGCAUAAGCUUCAGAGACAUGGAGAUCCACAUGAGGACACACACGGGCCAGAAACCAUUCAGGUGCAAAGACUGCGGGAAGGACUUCCCCAGAAAGGGAUCGCUGGAAAGGCACAUGAAGCUGCAUGCUGGUGAGCGGCCGUUCAUCUGCGAGUUCUGUGGGAAGACUUUCAUAGAAAACACAGUCCUAAAGAGGCACAUCAAGAGCCACAUGGGAGGGAAACCACGAAUAUACUCCUGUGAGGUCUGCGGCAAGAAGUUCACCAUGAGCCAACACCUGGAUGUUCACAAGAGGAUCCACACUGGGGAGAAGCCAUACACCUGUAGGGUGUGCGGGAAGAACUUCAGGCAGAUCGGAAACCUGGACUCUCACAUGAGGAUCCACACGGGUGAGAAGCCAUUUAUCUGUAGCCUCUGUGGGAAGAGGUUUCGCCAGAAAAUCUCACUGGAGACACACGAGAGGUUCCACAAGAAGGAGAAACCCUACAGCUGCCAGCUCUGCAAUAAGGGCUUCGUACAGAAGAUCGACCUGAAGAGACACAUGCUAACGCACACAGGGGAAAAACCCUACAGCUGCCAGGAGUGUGGGAAGAGGUACCAGGAGAAACGCUCAGUGGAGUCACACAUGAAGGUCCACAGGGGAGAGCAGCCUGUCAAAGACUGUCAAAGACAGGAAGUUCAGCCUGACUUCAUCCAGCUGUGAGCUGCAGACACAGCUCCUGUUAAGUCCUCAGUUUGAGAAGCUGUUGCUUCAUGAACAUGUUGAAGUAUAUUUAUGUUCCCAUAUCUUCAGAGAUGAUAUAGACAGAGUGUCAGCUGGACAGAAUUGAAAUUACCAUAAAGAUCUGAGCUUCCUGCCAGACAGUGUGGCUGCUUUUAUGCAGAAAUAUUUGAGUUUUUUUUAAAUUAAAACUACAACAGUCAAGAUUCCAGUCUAUCACUUUUAAAUCAGCUGAAUGAAAUGUGUAAAACUCAGGACAAGGAAGCUUCACAAGAGACAGCCCGCCUAAAAGAAGUAUCCUUCAGGGGGCGGCACUUUCUGAUAGUCUAGGAACAGCAAGGGUGGAGGCUCAAAACCUUUGAGCUAAAACUUUGAAACAUGCAUUAAGAAAUUAGUUAACAAUCGGUAAUUUUUUACAAAUGACGUAUUCUGGGAGCUCCACAGAUAGAAAUAGUUUCUAGUUUUCAGUGUUUUUAACAACUGAGUUUUUCUCAUAUUAUUUCUUGGUGUUUAUGGAGCAACAUAUUAAACAUAUAAGGAUGCUGGUAAACAGGUUGAUUGUCCACAGCUACAAAUCUUAAAAAUGAAAUAAAAAAAGUCUAUUUUGGAUUUUAGGUUGUGUUUAAGUUUCAAGUGAAUACAGUACAUAAAUUAGGGCUGCCACGAUUAGUCGACUAGUCAUGAUUACGUUGACUAUCAAAAUUGUCGAUGACUAAUUUAAUAGUCGACGCAUCGUUUGAAGCUUUGUAAGAUCCCAAAAGACGCGGGAAUAAGUAGUAGGAUUUAAGAGUGUAAUAACGGACUGAAACAGA